Heteronotia binoei (common prickly gecko) is the source of this 3517-nucleotide messenger RNA. RefSeq names its product regulator of G-protein signaling 5-like. The coding region runs from base 159 to 704 and encodes 181 amino acids. NCBI's taxonomy places the organism in Eukaryota, Metazoa, Chordata, Lepidosauria, Squamata, Gekkonidae. The transcript has 5 exons. The record is from RefSeq and is a predicted model, not a curated record.
GGAUGUGAUUGGCCAAAGGGGCUGGCCAGAAUUCAAGGCAGCCUCUUUAUAUAUUACUGAAGAGAGGCAGGCAGCUUCAGACACAGAGCCACAGCCUUUCCCCCCACGCUGUCUGCUUGGCACCGAGGACAGGACAUCGUCACCAACCAACCGGCAAAAUGUGCAAAGGAUUAGCUGCUUUGCCCCACACAUGCCUGGAGAGGGCCAAGGAGAUCAAGAGCAAGUUGGGCACACUCCUCCAGAAGCCCGAAUCUGCUAUUGACCUGAUCAUCCCUUACCCGGAGAAACCGGAGAAGCCAGCAAAGGCUCAGAAACCUUCUCCUGAGGAAGCUUGGCAGUGGCGUAACUCUCUGGAGAAACUUCUUCAAAAUCCUUAUGGACUUGCCAGCUUCCGGAACUUUCUCCAGUCUGAGUUCAGUGAGGAGAACAUUGAGUUCUGGAUCGCUUGUGAAGAUUAUAAGAAAAUCAAAUCACCAGCCAAAAUGGCUGAGAAAGCCAAGAAUAUCUAUGAAGAGUUUAUCCAAAGUGAGGCUCCCAAAGAGGUGAACAUUGACCACUUCACCAAAUCCGUGACUAAGAAGAACUUGGUGGAGCCCUCUGGGAGUACCUUUGACCUGGCCCAGAAGAGAAUCUUCACACUGAUGGAGAAGGAUUCCCUGCCCAGAUACGUGCGCUCGGAUAUAUAUCAAGAGUUAAUCAAGUAGCAAUGCUGCAAAGCUGUGCAAGGCACUGGCACACCCACCUCUAAGCAGGGCCCUUGCUUCCUCCAAAUAACCGGUUUUGUUUCUGUUUUUUUAUCUUGGUAGUUGCUCUUGCUUUAUAUAUGUAUUGUAGCUGAUAAAAGCUCAAAGGGCUGUGUUGUUAAAAGUCCUGCCUUCACUGUUUUGGAGCAUUUCCCACUCCAGAUGAUUCCCUUUUAAUGUUCUCUCUCCAUUCCUGCUCUCCCCAUCAAUUAGCACAGGCCUGUAUGAGAGAUGCCAGCCUCCAGGUGAGAUCUGGGGAUCCCUCAGAAUUACAGCUCAUUUCCAGUCAGCAGAGAGCAAAUGGAUUCUUUGGAAGAUGGACUGUAUGCCAUUUUAUCCCACUGAGUUCGCUGUCCUCCCUAGCCUGCAUCUCAAAUCUCCAGCAGUUUUCCAAUCUGAAUCUGGCAACUCUAUCCCCGCUGCUGGCUGAAGGGACCUAGCAAGCCUAAUACAACUAGUUCCAAAUACAGCUGCUGGGCCAGGAAGCUCUACGGGGGCUGCUCAACUCAGACAUGGCCAACACUGCUGGCAAAUGUUAUUUAUGCUGUUGCCACUGGUCCUACCUGAGCCCAGGCACAACCCUGCAGGGCUUUUUUGAUAGGAAAAGCCCAGCAGGAACUCAUUUGCAUAUUAGGCCACACUCCUGACAUCACUAUUGUUCCACAAAAGCCUAGCAGGAACUCAUUUGCAUAUUAGGUUACUCCCCUUGACACCAAGCCAGCUGAAACUGCGUUCCUGUGUGUUCCUGCUAAAAAAAAAAGCUCUGGUUUUUAGUAUGGCUGGGGUUCAGCUUCCUCCUGGCCAUCUGCAGGCCAGUGGCCCACCAAGAACUUUCGAAGCAAGUUGGAGAGUCCCUUUACCCCAGUCGUGUGCUCGAGAAAUGCCUUGUGUUGAUAGUUCCAAGCAGGAAGAGAGGUUUGCCAUCUCUGGCUUGUGAAAAUCCUGAAGAUUUGGGGGCAGUGCCUGGUGGUGCAGAGACUGGGGAAGGGAGAAAGCUCAAUACAGUUGUGAUGCCACAGAACCCAUCCUUAGAAGCCGCCAUUUCCUCCAGGGGACUGAUCUUUGUGGCCUGGAGAUCAGUUGUAAUUCCAUGAGAACUUGGAGUUGUCAACUCCAGCCAGGUUUGGAAACAUCUGAAGAUUUGAGGGUGGAGCCUGGGAGAAUGGGAUUUAGAGAGGGGAGGGUCAUUGGUAGUAUAGAUUGCCAUGCAGUCCAUUUUCCAAAGCACUCAUUUUCUCCAGGAGAAGUGGAAUAAAUAUUUUAAAUAAAUAAGCGUUCGAUGGAGUGUGGAGGUCAAUUGCAAUUCUAAGAGAUCUCCAGCUUCCACCUAAAGGUUGGCAGCCCUAUGAGAACUCCAGACCCCAUCUGGAGGCUGGCAAGCCUAGCAGGGAGCAAAACCAAGGGGUUUUUUGAGCUCUUCUUGUUGUGUUCGGCUAACAGUGCAAUCCUACACAGAGUUCUGUCCUGAGCCCAUUGAUUUGAAUGGACACAGAAGGGUGCAACUCUGUGUUGGACUGCACUGUUAGUAGGGCCACCAUCAGGCAGACCUGUCAUACUGUCAAGAGGGUGAAGGAAGAGCAUUUCAGCUACUCAGGCAGUGGCUGAUGUUUCUCCAACAUGCAGUGGCAGAGUUAAGGGAAGAGGAUGUGCAAGUGAUACCCUUCUCCAAAUAACAGUUACUAAAACACUCCCGUUUGGUGACAGAGGCUGGGAGAAGAGUAAGUCAAACAUCUGUGCCCAAACAGUGUGACUUGUUUAGCAACCCAGCCACAUUAUCUGCUUUUGUUUCGUGCAUUAGCUGCUGUAUUGAGGUUAUAAUUUCCUUGAAGGCCCUGCAUAGCCUCCAGUGUCUUCACACAGCCUAAUGUCAUGCACCCAGUGUUCUGCUUCUCAGAUCGGAAUCCUUGCAACAAUAUCUUGUUGUAUUCCCUCUCUCUCUCUAUAGCAGUCCUGCCAAACCGAUAUUUUCAGCCCAUAUCUUUCAUCCCAUGACAAAAAUGUUAUUGGAAUACAAGUAACGCCAUCGUCUAGAAAUUUUCCCUCUGUGUGAAACUGAAAUGGAUAAGGAAUAUAUAUAUAAUAAGAGCUGAUGGAAGUUAAUGGAUCUGAAUUCCAAGAGAUUUCAGUGCAAAUGGAACAAUCAUCACAUAGCAUUUCUCUCCCCAGCUUUCUCUGUACAUGCAGGGAUGUACUGUAUUUUGACUGGCACUGAUCAGUUGUUCAGCAAGGGAAACAGACACGAACAAUGCAAUCCUAAACGGAGUAACACCCUUUAAAGCCCAUUGACUUCAUUGGAUUUAGAAUGGGGUAAUUCUGUGUGGGAUUGCACUGUAAAUACAAUCUCCAGUUUGUUGUUCCAAGCAGUCAAAUGGUACAGUCAAAUGGUACCUGAAAGGGGUUAUGUGCACACACCUUUGUCUGGUGGAUUCUGCUUACAGGGAAUUGUACACAUAGCACCUGUUUUGGGUGCAUGUGAUGCAUAUCUGGGCAAGUCUUAUCCCAUUUUCCAUAACAUUCCUCCCAUCCUUGGUUUGUUCCUGUAUCCUGAGUUACUUCAGAUGCAAAGAAGAUUGGGGUAUGAAAUGUACGUCUAACCUUUCUUUCUUUUCCUUUUUUAAUGAAUAUUUUAAAUGUAAAGCUAUUUAUUUUCUGUUUUCCCAAUCUGUAAUAUCUGGGCAAAUUGAUAAGAUAACAAAAUGAACUCAAAAGUGAAAAGCAUUAAACUGGCAAACACCGGUUGCCAAAACCCUUUCAAAUUCAGGAUGAAAAGAAAA